Trichobilharzia szidati is the source of this 2947-nucleotide messenger RNA. The record is from the annotation of a GenBank genome assembly. Lineage: Eukaryota; Metazoa; Platyhelminthes; Trematoda; Strigeidida; Schistosomatidae.
UACUACUACUACCACUAGUACUACUACUACUAAUAAAAUUAGUAAUACUACUACUACUUCUAGUACUACGAUUAAUACUAGUACUACUACUACUACUACAACUACUACUAGAACUACUACUACUAAUACUAGUACUACUAGUACUAAUACUACUACUAUUACUAAUAGUACUAGUAAUACCACUAGUACUACUACUACUACUAGUACUAAUACUACUACUACUAGUAAUACUACUACUACUUCUAGUACUACUAUUAUUAUUAGUACAACUACUACUACAACUAUUACUAAUAAUACUACUACUAAUAUUACUACUACUACUACCAGUACUACUACUAGUACUACUACUAAUACUACUAGUACUGAUACUACUACUACUACUACUACUAGUACUACUAAUACUACUAAUAGUACUACUACUACUAGUACUACUACUACUACCACUACUACUACUAGUACUACUAGUAGUACUACUACUACUACUAGUACUACUACUAAUACUAGUACUAGUAUUACUACUACUACUAGUACUACUACCACUAGUACUACUACUAAUACUAGUACUAAUACUACUACUACUACUACUAGUACUACUACUACUACUAGCACUGAUACUACUAAUACUAUUGCUACUACUAGUACUACUACUACUACUAGUGCUACUACUAAUAAUACUAUACUAGUACUACUAGUAUUACUACUACUACUUUUCUACUAUACUACAAUUAAUACUAGUACUACUACUACUACUACAACUACUACUAGUACUACUACUACUACUAGUACUAGUACUACUAGUACUAUUAAUACUACUAUUACUAGUAGUACUACUAAUACCACUAGUACUACUACUACUACUAGUACUACUACUAAUACUACUAGUAAUACUACUACUACUUCUAGUACUACUACUAAUACUAGUACAACUACUACUACUACAACUACUACUAAUAAUACUACUACUAAUAUUACUACUACUACUACUACCAGUACUACUACUAGUACUACUACUAAUAGUACUUGUACUGAUACUACUACUGAUACUACUAGUACUAAUACUACUACUAGUACUACUACCACUAGUACUACUACUACUACCACCAAUACUACUACUACUAGUACUACUAGUAGUACUACUAAUACUACAAGUACUACUACUACUACUAGUACUAGUAUUACUACUAUUACUAGUACUACUACUACUACUACUAGUACUACUACUACUACUAGUACUACUACUACUAUUACUAAUAAUACUACUACUACUACUAGUACUACUACAACUACUACUACUAGUAUUACUACUACUACUACUAGUACUACUACUACUACUAGUACUACUACUAGUACUAUGAGUACUACUACUACUAUUACCAGUACUAAUAACACGACUACGACUACUAGUACAACUACUAGUACUACUAGUAAUACUACUACUACUACUAGUAGUAAUAAUACUAGUAAUACUACUACUACCAGUACUACUACUACUAUUACUACUACUACUUUUCUACUAUAUACUACUACUAAUAAAAGUACUUCUACUACUACUUCUACUUCUACUACUACUACUAGUAAUACUACUACUACUUCUAGUACUACUACUAAUACUAGUACAACUACUAAUACUACAACUACUACUAAUAAUACUACUACUAAUAUUACUACUACUACUACCAGUACUACUACUAGUACUACUACUAAUACUACUAGUACUGAUACUACUACUACUACUGCUACUAGUAGUACUACUAAUACUACUACUAGUACUACUACUACUAGUACUACUACUACUACCACCAAUACUACUACUACUAGUACUACUAGUAGUACUACUAAUACUACAAGUACUACUACUACUACUAGUACUAGUAUUACUACUACUACUAGUACUACUACUACUACUAGUACUACUACUACUACUAGUACUACUAAUACUAGUACUAAUAAUACUACUAUUACUACUAGUACUACUACAACUACUACUACUAGUACUACUACUACUACUACUAGUACUACUACUAGUAGUAUGAGUACUACUACCACUACUACCAGUACUAAUAACACUACUACUACUACUAGUACAACUAUUAGUACUACUAGUAAUACUACUACUACUACUAGUAAUACUACUAGUAAUACUACUACUACUACCACUACUACUACUAUUAGUACUACUACUACUAGUACUAGUACUACUAGUAUUACUACUACUACUUUUCUACUAUAUACUACUACUAAUAAAAGUACUACUACUACUACUUCUACUUCUACUACUACUACUAGUAAUACUACUACUACUUCUAGUACUACUACUAAUACUAGUACAACUACUAAUACUACAACUACUACUAAUAAUACUACUACUAAUAUUACUACUACUACUACCAGUACUACUACUAGUACUACUACUAAUACUACUAGUACUGAUACUACUACUACUACUGCUACUACUAGUACUACUAAUACUACUACUAGUACUACUACUACUAGUACUACUACUACUACCACCAAUACUAAUACUAGUAGUACUACUAGUAGUACUACUACUACUACAAGUAUUACUACUACUACUAGUACAAGUAUUACUACUACUACUAGUACUACUACUACUACUAGUACUACUACUACUACUAGUACUACUAAUACUACUACUAAUAAUACUACUAUUACUACUAGUACUACUACAACUACUACUACUAGUACUACUACUACUACUAGUACUGCUACUAGUAGUAUGAGUACUACUACCACUACUACCAGUACUAAUAACACGACUACUACUACUAGUACAACUAUUAGUACUACUAGUAAUACUACUACUACUACUAGUAAUACUACUAGUAAUACUACUACUACUAGUACUACUACUACUAGUACUACUACUACUAGUACUACUACUAAUACUACUACUAGUACUACUACUAAUAUACUACUACUAAUAAAA